AUGCAACACAUCCGGGCCCUGCGACCUUCAAGUCGCACAUUUACAACCCUAGCACGGCCUCACUCCGCGCUGCGAACAGCCCUCCGAAUCACAAACACAAGGGAACGCUCCCUCCCCUCGCGCCAAUUAACACCAUCAUGCACAUCAAUCCAAAAAAGAUUCUUCAACCUCUCAUCCCUCUCCUCCUUCCUACCAACCGGCAACAAUAACGGCAACAACUCACCCAAGCGCGUACUAACGGCCUCCCGCACACUCCCCUACUCGUCUGCGCCCCUCUUCAAAGUUAUCUCCUCCGUCGAAGCAUACUCUGAGUUCCUGCCCUUCCUCUCUGCAUCUACUGUUACAGCGCGCGACCCGCAAACGGGCUACCCAACGCAGGCGUUCUUGACAAUUGGAUACGGACCAAUUAGCGAGACUUUCACUUCGCGUGUGGAUUGUGAUCCUGCGAAGGGGACUGUGGAGGCACGCAGUGGUGCGAAGUUUGGAAAGACGGAGGGUAGCAGCGGGAGUUCAUCUGGGCUUAGUGGAUUCUUCCCUGGUGCUAAUGAGGGGGUCUUCGAGUAUCUCUCUACGCGGUGGGAAUUGACGCCUGUGGAGGUGAAGGGUGGGUCGCCGCAGACUAAGGUGGACUUGGAGGUGCGGUUUGAGUUCCGGAAUCAGUUGCAUGCUACUGUUAUGGGUGCUGUUGAGGGGCAGAUGGCUGGGGUUAUGAUUGAGGCGUUUGAGAAGCGGAUGAAGGAGAAGUACACCGAGGGCCAUUAG
Messenger RNA from Penicillium odoratum, 762 nucleotides. RefSeq names its product ubiquinone-binding COQ10-like protein. Gene Ontology annotation, biological process: ubiquinone biosynthetic process; cellular respiration. Lineage: Eukaryota; Fungi; Ascomycota; Eurotiomycetes; Eurotiales; Aspergillaceae. The transcript has a single exon. The record is from RefSeq and is a predicted model, not a curated record. Gene Ontology annotation, cellular component: mitochondrion. The coding region runs from base 1 to 762 and encodes 253 amino acids. Gene Ontology annotation, molecular function: ubiquinone binding.